Molecule: messenger RNA, 5999 nt
Organism: Haliotis rubra (blacklip abalone)
Lineage: Eukaryota; Metazoa; Mollusca; Gastropoda; Lepetellida; Haliotidae
Product: dual oxidase 2-like
Biological process (GO): defense response; response to oxidative stress; superoxide anion generation
Cellular component (GO): plasma membrane; NADPH oxidase complex
Molecular function (GO): calcium ion binding; peroxidase activity; superoxide-generating NAD(P)H oxidase activity
Source: RefSeq, a predicted model, not a curated record
CACGGCCUGACGGGAGCGUUCUAUUCACGGACUAUUUGUUCGCGGCUUGAGACUACUUGACUGUGUGAUGCGUCAUUGUGUCUGUAGGUUGUUAACGGGAUAAGGGAUUGUUUUGCUUUUGAUUACAGGUAAAAUCCCAGGUGCCCCGGAGAUGAAGGACCACAGGUACCUUCUACUAGAGAUGAUGCUUGGUGUGUGGAUAUGUUGCAGUUUUCUUUUCUUUCAAGGCACGAGCGGCGUAAAUUUGGGCACCACUCAGAGGUUUGAUGGGCUCUACAACAACCUCGGCAACCCCAGGGACGGGGGAACAAACCAGCCUCUGGCAAGGAACAUCACAUCCAGCUACCGCGACUUCACCUACAUACCGUCUGGUCAGGAACGACCCAACCCUCGCUCCCUCAGCAACGAUCUCUUCAAGGGGGACUCCGCCAUCCCCUCCUUCUACAACAGGACGGCGCUGUUCGCUUUCUUUGGUCAGCUUGUACAGCGAGAGAUCUCGGACACCGACGACGUCACUUGUCCAGUCGAGAUCAUUGAAGUACCCGUCCCGCGCGGUGACCCCGACUUUGACCCCGAUAGCAAGGGAGAUAAGUCCAUGCCUUAUGAGCGGAUUGCCUAUGCUCGAAAUUCAGGCCAUUCGCCUAACAACCCACGAAAACAGAUCAACAAGGCGUCCAGCUAUAUCGACGGCAGCUUCGUGUACGGCAGUUCCGUGGUCCGCACCGGCUACCUCCGAGAGCACGACUCCGGCAAGCUGGCUUGCCAGGACAACUGGGGACGCUACCCGAAACUAAACGACAUCCGACUUCCCUUCAAGAUGUACCCCGACUGCCAUCAGAAGAUGAUCAAUCCCGAGGAACUGUGGAGACUCGGUGACACCCAUGUGUACGAAAAUCCCGGAAUUCUCGCCCUUGGCGUGCUGUUUUUCCGUUACCAUAACUACCGUGCUGACCAUAUAAGGAAAUACCAUCCCAACAUGUCCUCAGAUGAGAUCUUCGAGCGUUCCCGGAGAUGGGUGAUUGCCUCCCUUCAGAAAGUCAUCAUAUACGACUGGCUGCCGAUGUUGCUGAACACGUCUAUCCCAGACUAUACAGGUUACCGGCCGACAGUGCAGAGCAGAGUUACAGACCUGUUUGAUGCCACCGCCAUCAGAUACAUCGACACUCUGAUUCCGUCGGGGAUCCGUCAGCGGACGGACAAGUGCGAGCUCCUGAACACACAUCGACUGUGCAACACAUACUGGAACGCUAAGGAUGUAUUGUUUGGCAGUAUGAAGGGGACAGAGGAGACGCUGCUAGGACUGGCCUCCCAGCAGGCAGAGGGAGAGGACCGCAUUAUCGUCGAGGACCUCAGAAGCAAGUUCUACGGCCCUCUGUUCUACUCCCGCCACGACAGCGUGGUUCUCAACAUCAUGAAAGGUCGCGACUACGGCCUCCCCGACUACAACACCGCCCGACGGGAGAUGGGUCUGGACACCAUCGCAUCCUGGGCGGACAUCAACCCAUGGCUAAACGCCACGGAACCCGAGGUAAUAGAGCGCAUGCGCGUCCUCCACAACGACAACCUUGAUAAUAUCGACAUCUACGUCGGCGGGAUGAUGGAGACGACGCCGCGGGGGCCUGGGGAGCUGUUCUCCCUCAUCAUCAUGGACCAGUUCCUGAGACUGCGAGAUGGAGACAGGUUCUGGUUCGAGAACAGGAACAACGGAAUCUUCUCCGACGAGGAGGUCGCCGAGAUCAUGUCCAUCACUAUGUACGACAUCAUCGUCAACACCACUAAGAUAAUGGAGGACGAAAUCCAGCAGGACGUCUUCACCUUCUCAGACAAUGACCCCUGCCCUGUGCUCACAUUGUUGAACUCCAGCAUGCUCGGCGCCUGUCCUGCGCACAAGGGCUACAACUUCUUCACCGGAAGUGAAAUACCUUACAUCAUCAUCUGGACCUGUAUAGGAGUUAUACCACUAGCAUGCAUUCUUGUGGCCUAUGUUCUGGCAAAGUGCAAGAAAUGGCGUCACCUGAAGAGGGUCAAGGACGCUAGGGAGGAGAAGGAGAGGAAGAGGAUCCUGCGGCGUACCCUGUCGUCCAGUGUGUCAGAUGAAACAAAAAUUCACGAGACUCAGGAGUGGUGCGGGAAGGAUGCGGCCGGACGCUGUGUGGAGCUCCAUCUUACUUCCAAGGAAACGCUGGAGGUGUUUAGCACGGAGGGGACACAUCUCAGGACCAUCAAGCUCCUCAAGAUGAGCAUCAUCAACAUCAGCAUCAGCAACAAGGGGCGCAACGUCUUCAUGAUCCAUGUACCCAAAGAAUACGACUUGGUGCUUGAGUUCCCCAGCGAGGUCCACCGGAACGAGUUCGAGCAGAGUCUCGCCGACUACCUCACCAGCUACAGUGCCGAGUUCGUGGUGCAGGAGAUGUCGGUGAAGGAGCUGUACGACAUGGCCAUGACGAAAACCAAGAGGAACGCACAGUUGGAGAAGUUCUUUAAGACUGUCUUUGCGGAGGCGUUCCAGAUGGACUAUGACCCGUCACUGGACCAUGUUCAGCUGGACUUGAAGAAACAGACCAAGGAGAUCCUCCACUGUGAACUCUCUAAGGAGGAAUUUGCCGAAGCUCUUGCAGUGAAGGCCGACUCCGACUUCGUGGAGCACUUCUUUUGCCUCAUCGACUCCGACCGGAACGGCUACAUCUCAUUCAGGGAGUUCCUUAACGCUGUCGUGCUCUUCUCAAAAGGGACGUGCCAGGACAAGCUACAGACAAUGUUCUACAUGUACGACAUGGACGGCAGCGGCGUGAUGACCAAAAAAGAAAUCUGUCAGAUGUUCAGAUCGCUGCUUGAUCUGGCACAGAGCAACCUGCAGAGCGACGAGGUUGAGCAGCUGGUGGAGUCUCUGUCCGUCCAGGCGGGACUCACUGAUAAGGAGAACUUCCGGUUUGAAGACUUCUGCCAGAUCCUGUCUCCCCAGAUGGACAUGCUGUGGGGAGCCUCCAUCGACUGGAAAGGAAUCAAGAACUGCUUGCCCAAUGACAAGAGUAAUCACAAAGCGAAGAGCGAUUCUGACAUCCGUCAGCGCACAAAUUCCCACCAAACGUCAGGAAGUCAGUCCAGCACAGAUUCCAUCACCUCACCAACCUCUAGACGGAGCUUCACGGCCGUCCGCGAGAAGUACACUCCGGUCAAGGCCAAGAUCAAGAUGGCUAAGCAUUUCGUUGAGAACUACAGAGCUCACAUCUUCUUCCUCGUCAUGUUCUUUGGCAUCAUCUUAGGGCUGGCUGCGGAGAGAUUCUACUUCUACACAGUACAGAGGGAGCAGAGCGGACUCCGGAAACUCAUGAGCUACGGUAUCAGCAUGACACGAGGAGCUGCCGCCGCGAUGUCGUUCACAUUCUCGCUGCUGUUACUGACGAUGUGUCGCAACACUAUCACCUUCCUUCGCAGCACCUUCCUCAAUUUCUUCAUCCCCUUCGACUCCAUGGUCUCCUUCCACAAGGUCGUCGCCUGGACAGCGCUGUUCUUCUCAGCUGUCCAUGUGAUCGGCUACAGCUUCAACUUCUACAGCCUUGCAACACAACCCACCCGCUUCCUGUGCAUCUUCGACAGCAUCGUCCUCCGCGCUGAGGCCCUACCGACCUUCACCUUCUGGCUGUUCGGCAACAUGACAGGGUUUACUGGUGUCCUUCUGGUGGUUGUGCUGUGCAUCAUGUACGUGUUUGCCACCCAGACGGCUCGCCGACACAUCUUCAACCUGUUCUGGCUCACACACAAACUGUUCAUCAUCAUGUACGUCCUCGUCAUCCUCCACGGAGCGUCCGUCAUCGUCCAGAAGCCCUUAUUCUACGCCUACUUCGUCGGUCCCGCGGUGCUGUUCACCAUCGACAAGAUGGUCAGUCUCAGCCGGAAGAAGGUCCAGAUCAGCAUCGUCCGAGCACAGAACCUCCCCUCAGACGUAACGAUGCUUGAGUUCAAACGUCCGUCCAAGUUCGAGUACAAGUCAGGACAGUGGGUACGGAUUGCCUGCCUCUCCCAGGGCAAGGACGAGUACCACCCCUUCACACUUACAUCGGCGCCCCACGAGGACACACUCAAGUUGCACAUCCGGGCACUGGGACCAUGGACAUGGAACAUCCGGCAGACAUUUGACGCCCAGACCCUUAAGGACAACCCGCUCCCGAAGCUGUAUCUGGACGGGCCCUAUGGUGCUGGACAGCAGGACUGGUACCAGUACGAGGUGUCUGUCCUGGUGGGGGCCGGCAUCGGAGUCACGCCCUACGCCUCCAUCCUCAAAGACUUCGUCCACAUGUCCUCCAUCAGAAGCAUGUACAAGGUCAAGUGCCAGAAGCUGUAUUUCAUCUGGAUCACGGGCAGCCAGCGUCACUUCGAGUGGUUGAUCGACAUCCUGCGGGAGGUGGAAGAGAUCGACACGAUGGGCAUGGUAUCCAUUGACAUCUUCAUCACACAGUUCUUCCAGAACUUCGACCUCAGGACGGCCAUGCUGUACAUAUUCGAGGAGCACUUCCAGAAGAUGACAGGGGGAAAGAGUGUGUUCACAGGGCUGAAGGCCACCACACACUUCGGACGACCACAACUCAACAAGAUCAUGAACGCUGUACACCGCGCCCAUCCACAGGUAAAGAAAGUGGGCGUGUUCAGCUGUGGGCCUCCUGGUGUAACGAAGGGCGUGGAGCGGGCAUGUGUGGACUCCAGCAAGAUGACCAAAGCUUUGUUUGAACACCACUUUGAGAACUUCUAGAUUUCUAAUUCAUGAGAUCCUGUCACAUGACAGAUAAUUUGUAAAUUUUAUACAAUGAUGUUUUUGGUCCUUCCGCAAUGUGAACAGAUGGGUGCCUUAACCCAGCGCCUUCAUUGAGUCCCUUGAAGCUGUAUGUCGUUAGAGUGCCUUUACACUGUGUCUUGAUAGAGUGCCUUUAAAUUGGGUCUUGAAAGAGUUCUUUGACACUGUACAUUCAUUUAGUGCCUAGACGCCGUACCUUGGAGGAGAGCGCAUGAAACUGUUUUGAUAGAGUGCCGUUACAUUAUAGAACGAUAGAUCGCCUAAACAGAGGGUCUUGAUGUUGUAUCCAGACAAACCUGGCUUUGAUCCACCUGUAUUUCUCCACCAGGUAUAUGUCACUGCGGGUUCCAGUAGUCUACUGUUUUAUAUUCCUGUACACACGAUAUUGGUGAAGCUGGGCUCUGGCAACAGACAGCCAGCCAUACUGUGAUAAACCGAUGUGAUAAGCCGUCAUACUUUGUAAGUUUGGCGACAACGUGGUUUUCUUGAAGUUUAUACCAUGUACAUAACAUUCGUGUUGUAUAUAAUUAUGUCUUGCAAUAUAUUUUUGUAAAAAUUAUUUGUCUGAUAUGUUUUGUUUUUUGUAAGAGUUUAAUGCCCGUUCCAUAAUGGCAGAGUGAGAGCCAAGACAUGCCCCUUCAGGACCUUCGCCGUGCUCACAGUCUCAGUAACAAUUUCGUCCCCAGUUUAUACUAACACCACAUUUAACUACCUCAGUCAAGAAGGUACCAAGUUUACAACAGCCGCCGAAGCACAAGCUUUGAACUUGACGCUCGGAUGGCUUCGGCAGAUGACUGUUUGAACUAGGCUGUUUCUUUCCGUAACACGGUGGACGAGAUGUGUUGUCCGAAUCUUUAUGUCUUUGUGUGAGUGAUUGGUUUGGCAUCGCGUGUAGCAAUUCGCGAGCCAUAUCACGUGGGCGUAUAAAGAUGAUUAUUAUUAUCAUAUCAGACACUAACGAUACAAUACACGUUUCAAGACGGAUGUGUGACAGAAUUAGCCACCAUUAAGGUCAGUUCGGCCGACCUGUGUUCAGUGCAGUAUCACUGUUGAAGCCAGAUUUGUUGUCCAAGUGUAACGUGUCCCAAUGAUACUAACCUAAUUCAUGUUCUGUACAUAAAUAUCAACAUCAUAUCGUUCAUGUGUAUACCUACAGUUUUUCAUAAGAUCACAAUUCGAUUGGAGAAGGGAAUAAAAGCUUAUAAAUGAU